Molecule: messenger RNA, 729 nt
Organism: Staurois parvus
Lineage: Eukaryota; Metazoa; Chordata; Amphibia; Anura; Ranidae
Source: the annotation of a GenBank genome assembly
AUGUGCAAGAAAAUUGACCAUUUUCCUGAGGAUGCCGAUUAUGAACAGGACACGGCGGAGUACUUACUGCGUGCUGUACGUGCUUCCAGUAUCUUCCCUAUCCUUAGUGUGGGUCUUCUCUUUUUUGGAGGUCUGUGUGUAGCUGCCAGUGAGUUUUACAAGAAUAAGCACAAUGUGAUCCUGAGUGCAGGAAUCUUCUUCGUCUCAGCAGGGCUAAGCAACAUCAUUGGAAUAAUUGUCUACAUUUCAGCCAAUGCUGGUGAUCCCGGUCAAAGUGACUCCAAGAAAAGCAACUAUUCCUAUGGCUGGUCCUUUUAUUUUGGGGCACUUUCCUUUAUUAUUGCAGAGAUGGUUGGCGUACUAGCAGUACAUAUGUUCAUUGAAAAGCAUCGGCAAAUAAGAGCCAAAUCCCACUCUGACCUCUUCAAGAAAUCUGCCUUUACCCGAAUACCCAGCUACCGAUAUCGCUUCCGCCGGCGCUCCAGCUCUCGCUCGACUGAGCCCCGUUCUAGAGACCCUUCUCCUGUUGGCAAAAGUUUCAAUCCCAUUCCCACCAGUGACAUCUCCCUCUAUACAUUAACAGCCCGGGAUCCCACCAAGAUGACUGUUGGUUCUUUAUUAAACUCUGAAAGAGAGCACAACUUUCUCCAAGUUCACAAUUCAAUUCCUAAAGACUACAAGGAGUCUCUACAUAACAAUCCUUCCAAUAGGCGCACAACACCAGUUUGA